Molecule: messenger RNA, 3594 nt
Organism: Lutzomyia longipalpis
Lineage: Eukaryota; Metazoa; Arthropoda; Insecta; Diptera; Psychodidae
Product: serine/threonine-protein kinase GL21140
Exons: 8
Coding region: 201-2045 (614 amino acids)
Biological process (GO): protein phosphorylation; intracellular signal transduction
Molecular function (GO): ATP binding; protein kinase activity
Source: RefSeq, a predicted model, not a curated record
UUUUUUUUCCAGUAAAAAAAGUCCAUCAAAAGUUGCUUCGCGUGUGGAUUUUCUUCUCUUAAAAUUUUUGGUUGUUCUUCACUGUAAAUCUUCCGACUCUAUUGAAAUGUUUUGUGUACUCUAAACUCCGCAUCUUGCUGUUUAAUUGCAAAUUUCAAAAACAUCUGUGCGAGUGAAAUUGUGGAAAGAAAAGGAGGAGAAUGGAGAAGGUGGUUAAUAAUUCGACCGUCACGUCAAGCAAUAAUACACAGGCGAGCCUGAGUCGCAGCAAUAGUCGCACAAGUUCCAAUUCCGAACUCGAAAAGGAGCUCAUUGAAUUAGAGAUAAGUGAUGAAGGUGCAGGAAAUGCAAAGGCAGCAGCAAAGGAGAUCUUACCGACAAAGAAGCGCAUUUCAAGUAGUCGAACACCCACGAGGAAGGCAAAACGGGUGCGCUUCUACAGGAAUGGUGAUCGUUUCUAUCAAGGAAUUGUAAUUCCCGUGUCAAAUGAUCGGUAUCGAUCAUUUGAGAGCUUAGCAGAGGAUCUCACGAGGCUACUGGAGGAUAUUGUCAAAGUACCUGGAGCUGUGAGGAAUAUUUUUACAUUGGAUGGAAAGAAAGUUGUGAGUCUCGAUGAUCUCGAAGAUGGGAAAAGUUACGUAUGUUCGUGCAAUGCAGAAAACUUUAAGAAAAUGGACUAUAGUUCGCAACCUAGUAUUAAGAACAACAAUCGCCUAUCGAGGGUUUACAGACCACAUUCACCACUAAAAAACGGCUCAAAUGGAGUUUCCGUCGUGAAAUUCGAUGAGCGUGACCGGGUCGUAUUUCCUCGAAUAGUUACGAUAAUACGAAAUGGUGUAAAACCGCGAAAGAUACAUCGUUUGCUCCUAAAUAAACGCAACAGUCCAACGUAUGAACACGUGUUAACUGCAAUCACGCAAUGUGUCAACCUUGACACGGGAUGUGUAAGGAAAGUGUUCACAUUGGGUGGAUCACCUGUUCUUACGCUUGCGGACUUCUUUUCGCACGAAGACGUUUUCUUUGCAUACGGAAAUGAGAGGGUGGGUAAUGAUGAUUUUGAUUUGGAACUUGAGGAGAGUAAGGCGAUACGGCAAACGCGAAAAACAUUGCGGAAUGGGGUUGCAAAGGGUGGACCAAAGCCAAAAAUGCCCGUAAAGAGUCACAAUGAGACGUAUGUUUGCCUAGAGGAGGACUAUGCAAAUACAAAAUCCGAAAGUCUCCCAAUUGAGAUUCAGAAUCGAUACACUGUGGGACCAAUUAUUGGCGAUGGAAAUUUUGCCGUGGUGCUUAAGAUUAAGGAGAAGAACACGGGGCAGGAGUUUGCACUGAAAAUUAUCGAUAGAUCCAAAUGUCAAGGAAAGGAACACUAUAUUGAUGCUGAAAUACGGGUGAUGAAGAAGCUAAACCAUCCACAUAUAAUGGCACUAUAUAUGGACAUUGAUACACCAAAGAAUACAUAUUUGGUGUUGGAAUUAGUUGAAGGUGGUGAUUUAUUUGAUGCAAUUACUCAAGUUACCCGAUUCUCUGAAGAUCAAUCGAGAAUUAUGAUAAAGCAUCUCGCCUCAGCGAUGGCGUACCUCCAUUCCCUCGGCAUUGUUCAUCGUGAUAUUAAACCAGAAAAUUUACUUGUAAAAUUGGAUGGAAAUGGGAUGGUAACGGAGCUGAAAUUAGGUGAUUUUGGGCUUGCAUGUGAAGUAACUGAACCACUACUGGCUGUUUGUGGUACACCCACAUACGUAGCCCCAGAAAUCCUCAUGGAAACAGGAUAUGGCUUAAAAAUUGAUGUUUGGGCCGCUGGAAUUAUUCUCUAUAUUCUUCUCUGUGGAUUCCCACCGUUUGUCUCGCCAGACAAUCAGCAAGAGCCCCUCUUUGAUGCUAUUCUCUCGGGUAUCUAUGACUUCCCGGAACCCUAUUGGAAUGACAUUGGCGAGGGUGUUCGUGAUCUCAUUGCAAAUAUGCUACAAUCAGAUCCGGAUUUGCGUUUUUCCAGUGAAGAUAUUCUGGAUCACUACUGGGUGCUUGGUAUUGAUGAAACUAAUAGAUGAGAUAGAGUAUUAGCACGCACAUAGUCGCAUUGUGUGAAUUUUAACAUAUUUCCCUUUUUAUUUCUUUUAUUUUUGAGAAGUUCACACAAAUGAUUGUAAAGAAGGAUUGCAAAAAUAAUAAAACAAAAAUUUAGAUAAAUAUAAGUUGUAUAGAGAAGACAAGACAUGUGUAUGUAAAACUAUAUAAAAAAGAAAAGAAAACCAUUUAAUUAUACAUACAACAGGCAUUCGUGAAAAUAUUAAUGCGAAAAAAUGUGGCUAAUUUAUAUCCAAAAUCUCGAUGGGGGAGGGGGGUGAAUAGUGAAUGAUUUAGGGUAGAAAAGAUAUAUCAAUAAAACAAAAUAUUUAUCCCAAAAAAAAUUGUGUAAAAGGAUUGUGGAAUAGUGCAAAGUAAUGAAAGAUGUAUACAACAUGUAGAAUCCAUAAUCUGUAGUUAAAAAAAUGAAUUUUUCACUGAAAAAUUCUGCUGCUAUGCAUUUAUAAUACCAACAUAAAAUUAUCCAACAAAAAAAAACAUACAAAACACUUCAAAAGUAUUAAUUAAAUUUUAUCUAAAACUUUUUUUUUAAUUAUUUAAAUUAAAUUCUAUAAAAAAGAGUAGCCACUCCACGUAAUAAAUAUAUUUAAUAAAUUCAUAGGUGAUACGGAUUUUGAGGCAAUAUUGGUGAAAUUAUGCGAUUAUGAUAUUAGUGUGUGAAGAGAAUGAAAAAAUUGGCAUGAAAGGAACAUAAAAAAAAAAAAAAUUUAUUGAUAGAAAUUAUUUGCAAUUUAUUUUGGAAAAUAAUGUCAACAAUUCACUGAAUCCGUAUCAAUAGAAAGCCUAUCGCAUAUAAAGAAAGACAUGAGAGUAUACCAUUCAUAUCUCACGUAAAAGCAUUUGGUGUACCGUUAAAAUUAUAUAUUUUUUAUUAAAUAUCAAUGCGAAAUUUUGAAAGAAAAAUUUUAACGUAAAAUAUUCAUUUUUAUGAGAAAAAUAUCGGCAAAUUAAUAUGAGGAAGUAUAACGUAUAAUAAUAAAUUUUAUAUUCCAGAAAUUUUACAUGCAGCCACUUUGUAUAUUUUGUAGUAAUUUUUUUUAAGGGAACACACGAAGAAAACACUAAAAUAUAUAAUUUAUUAUAUCGUGAAUAAAUUCCAAAUUUAGCAUAUAGGCACUUUUUUGUAGUAAUAUAGCUGAAUUUUUUUUUUAUAUUUCACGAUAGAAUUAAAUGAAAAGAAUAUUUUUGGAUUUAGUGAGAAGAUUAAAAAAAAAAAAGAAAUCUGACUUCCAUUUGAUCUUUAAAGAUGCUAUUUUUACACAAUUUGAGUAAAUAAUAAUAUUACACUUCUUUCAGGUAGAUUUUAUCAACGAAAAAGAUUAUAAGCGAUAUUCUUGUAAAAUUUUCUUAUUUAUUUACAAAAUUAGACUAUAUAUUAUAUUAUGUAAUUUAUUAUUUUAAUAACUUUUACUUAUUAUUGCAUUUCCGUUGAAAUUGAUAUGAUGAAAAUAUAGAAAUUAUGUAUAUAAUAUAAAUACAUUAGCAUUACAAUAAAGACGCUUUUAUUUGCAA